AUGAAUAAUAAAACAACAAAUGAAAUUUCACAAGAACAACAACAAAUUGCAGUGGUAAUUUUAGAUGAAUAUUGCCGAUAUUAUUCAGAUUUUAGUAAGAUAUUAGGUGUGUAUAUAAAGAAUUUAUAUCCAAAUUUUCAUUUUCAAUUUCAACAAUUACUUGAUGCUUCAUACAAUAUAUGGCAUCGUUUAAGUAAUGAAGAUAAAAUAUCAUUAGCAACUUUUCUUGAAGAUAUAAAUCGAGAAAAUCAUCAUCCUAUGAAAAUAAAAACUUUCAAUGGUCUUAUAAAUUCGAAUUCAAAAUCAAUUGUAUUGAAUACUAAUUCAUAUAUGACAUCACAUACAGAACCUAAUAAUACAUUAAUUAAAAAACGUAUGAUUUUAACACCUUAUCAUAUUUAUUUGAAAGAUGAACGUAAAAAAUUUAUUCAAAAUCACUCAAAAAUGUCCAUACGUGAUAUAAAUAAACGUUUAUAUGAACGUUGGCAAAAAUUGUCUAAUCGAAUGAAAUAUAAAUAUGAAUAUCGUUCAUAUCUUGCUAAAAAACGUUUAUAUAAAAAACAAGGCAAAUCAAUUCAAUUAAAAAAACCUUCUUUUAUUAAACGAAUGUCAUUAAAAACAAUACAAAGAAAUAAAUAA
Molecule: messenger RNA, 639 nt
Organism: Adineta steineri
Lineage: Eukaryota; Metazoa; Rotifera; Eurotatoria; Adinetida; Adinetidae
Source: the annotation of a GenBank genome assembly